AUGUCCCAAACGCCCAGCAAAGAUGAUGAUGAGUUUCCCCAGCCACAAAGGCCCCCAUCUCCCCCACCUCACACCACAUUCACAGCAAGGGGUGUCCAUGCGCCAACGUUCUCCGCCUUCAAACCUCGCGACUACCGUAUGCCUAGUUCGCAAGCCAUGACCCAUGUUGCCUGGAACUGCGACGGGAAGAAGUUGGCCGCCGUUGGCAUCGAUAAAAUUACAAGAGUAUGGUCCCCAGAGAAAAGUGUGAGUACUUUGCACCUGGUAACCAGUUCACCCGCCUUACUAUGGUCAAUUCUCAAGAUGGAGAUGAGAGCUGCGACAAAUUUCUCUGGUGGACAUUCCGAUGAUGUCGAUUACGUCUCUUGGAACCCGACACACCCUGAUUUAUUUUGCACAUCAAGCCAAAAGGAUCGACGAAUUGUAUUCUGGGAUGCACGGCAAAGCCGUUAUAUACAGCAAUGCCCAGUGAAGAUAUCUCCCGUGCAGACAAGCUAUUCUCCGGACGGUCGUUCUCUUUUGUUUGCAUCUGCAGGACACCAGUUAUUUUUCAUGACCCUUGGAAAAGAAGGCGAGGAAACGAAGGAACAAUGGCACGUCUCUGACAAAGAUGCGAUAGGUUCAACGGCGAUCUUCAACCACGUCGGUGAUGGUGUUAUUUUAACACACCACUCUGAACAUACCCUCCGCGUAAUGGAUUACCCUUCCCUAGCAAUACGGGAGAGUCCUGCAGCCCAUGUUGGGGGAUGUGUCGCGCUUGCGUUGGAUCCUCGCGGACGAUAUCUAGCAUCUGGGGGUUAUGAUUCUAUCGUGAACAUGUUCGAUCUGAACGAUUGGAUUUGUGCUCGUACAAUUACCGCAUGCGAAAACAGCAUAAGUGCUCUUAGCUUCUCCCACGAUGGCGAGUAUCUUGCUAUUGCAAACGCAGGACCAUACAUCGAUAUCUGUGCUACGGAAACCGGCGUUCCUUUGCAUCGUGUUCCUGCACUUGCACCUUCCCCGACAGUAACCUGGCAUCCAUCCAAAUACGUGAUUGCUUAUUGUGGUCAGACCAAGAUACGUGAAGGUGGACCACCACCCGUCGCUGUAAUUAGCAUGUUUGGGUUACUUGAGUGA
This is a messenger RNA of Laccaria bicolor S238N-H82, 1116 nucleotides long. RefSeq lists its product as uncharacterized. Gene Ontology annotation, cellular component: THO complex part of transcription export complex. The coding region runs from base 1 to 1116 and encodes 371 amino acids. Gene Ontology annotation, molecular function: protein binding. The transcript is spliced from 7 exons. NCBI's taxonomy places the organism in Eukaryota, Fungi, Basidiomycota, Agaricomycetes, Agaricales, Hydnangiaceae. The record is from RefSeq and is a predicted model, not a curated record. Gene Ontology annotation, biological process: mRNA export from nucleus.